AUGCACUACCAUGGGGACUGCUACAACCACCUCUGCCUGCCCGGCUCGGCCUGCAUCACGGAGACCAUCCAGCGCCGGCCCGACGCCUGCAGCACCACCUGCCACCCCCUCAGCGUCACCAAGAGCCCCGUGCCCAGGUGGCAGAGCUGCCCCCAGCCCUUCACCUCCGUGUGCCCACAGCUGAGCGCCAGCCAGGCAGCCCUGCUCUCCUGCCAGCCCUACCUCCAGAAGUGCGUGGUGCUCUCCCCCGAGCCCUGCGACACCGCCAAGCUCCUACCCUGCGGGCAGCCCAGCCUGAAGCUGAGCCCCCUGCAGAGCUUCCAGCCCUGUGAGAGCAACCCCCCCGCGAAGAAGAGGGUGGCCAAGAGCCUCCCCCCUUGCGCCCCCAGGUGCCCAGAGCCCAGCAAGCUCAAGUUCCCACCGUGUGGGAUCAGGUCCUCCUCCUCCUCCUGCAAGGUCGGCUGCCGGUCGCGGAAGGUCUCCAAGUGCUCCGCGCAGCGCUGCGCCUCGGGGGCGCUGCGGUCCCUGCAGACCAGCGGCUACUCCCAGCCCCUGCGGGGGGUCACCGAGUGCCCCCCGCAGGAGUGCGCCGCCCACUCCUUCCUGGGGGAGUACGUCAAAGGCUUCCCCUACCAGAAGUGCAUGAAGGGCUACCCCACCCAGGAGUACUUCACCUGUACCACCUACUCCUCGCAGCCCUGCCUCGCCAAGUCCCCGCCGCGGCCGCAGCCCCUCCCCUGCCCCCCGGGCCAGGGGGCCAAGGAGCGCUCCUCGCAGCAGCAGCAGGCGGCGGCCAAGCCCUCGCCGGCUCGGGAGGGAGCCAAGCACAGGAGCUGCUCCGCUCAGCCCCUCGGCAAGUCCAAGAGCAUCCAGCACUCGGCGCAGCCCCAGGGAGGCGCAGCCAAGCGCUCCGGACACAAGAAGAGUCGCUGCACCUCCCGGUGGCUGUGGUGA
Messenger RNA from Dryobates pubescens (Downy woodpecker), 954 nucleotides. RefSeq lists its product as uncharacterized. The record is from RefSeq and is a predicted model, not a curated record. The transcript has a single exon. The coding region runs from base 1 to 954 and encodes 317 amino acids. Lineage: Eukaryota; Metazoa; Chordata; Aves; Piciformes; Picidae.